Lingula anatina is the source of this 3676-nucleotide messenger RNA. Its product is annotated as heparan-alpha-glucosaminide N-acetyltransferase. The record is from RefSeq and is a predicted model, not a curated record. Lineage: Eukaryota; Metazoa; Brachiopoda; Lingulata; Lingulida; Lingulidae.
CGGGUGCAGGUGCGCUGACGCUCUUUUGGUCUAUGUUUGCUGUAAUACUUUUAAUGUGUAUUCCAGUUAAAGCAUACCAAGUAGCCCCUGUCCAUGAGACUAACCAUGCAGACUGCACUAUGGAUGAAGCUUUGCUUCAUGUGCAUAUCACUGUGGAAAAACCAGACAGUUCUGUGGAGUUUUUGCUGGAAUACAAGUCUGAUGUUUGUUAUGAAUGUAAGUACCAGCCUGUCCUGAACAGCUCAACUGGGGGAGUCUUUUAUUUCCAUCAAAAUUCAAAUGUUGAUCUGAAAGUGGAUACACAGCACCCAGUGGCUCUGAUGGUUUUUGCAGCAUGGCCCAAUGGCACUAUCCUUGAAUUAUGCAGAGUUGACUCUUUUUCAUUUAAAGAGUGUGGAAAUUAUUCCUUAUAUAUAAUGAAAGACCUACCUGGGAAUAGCACAUGUAAUCUUACUCCAGAUUCAGAGGUCUGGGACAGUAAUAUACCAAUCUAUGUUGCUAUUGGAGUUUUUGUGGCCUUAGCUCUAUUGUGGAUCUUUUUGAAAUUCCUAAUAAGGAAAGGGUAUAUAUACAAAUUAUUUUGUAUGCAGUCUGACCACCUGGUGACCACAGAUCUUGGCAUAAUAACAAUUGUAAAUGAAGAACAACCAGAAAACAAUAAAUCUAAGGAAAGGCUCAACUCACUGGAUGCUUUCAGAGGACUAGCACUAACUGUGAUGAUCUUUGUGAAUUAUGGCGGAGGUCAUUACUGGUUCUUUAACCACUCUGCAUGGAAUGGACUUACUGUAGCAGAUCUUGUUUUUCCUUGGUUUGUUUUUAUCAUGGGAACAGCAAUGGCCUUCUCAUUUCGUGGUGUGAAAAAACGCAAAGUAUCUAAGUUGGACAUUUUGAAGAAAAUAGUUUUCAGAACAGUUGUUCUUUUUAUACUUGGAAUAAUAAUCAAUACAAAGGAUUCUGUAACUGAACCAGAUAAGUUGCGUAUCCCAGGCGUCCUCCAAAGGUUUGCUGCCACAUACCUAGUCCUGGCUGUCAUGGAGAUGUUCUUUGCCCACCCAGAUCCUGCAGACAUGGAGGAAAAGAAUUUAAAUAGCGAGGACUUGCUCCUAGGCAGGGAAAAGGACAGUGAAAAAAUACGAUUAAUGGGCUUGAGGGACGACAUGAGGCUUAUCAACAGAUCCCUUGGCAGUAAUUCCCUGGCCUCUAUUGAUGCUCCACAUCCCCCGCAGCAGACCAAAUGGUGGCAUCCAAUUCGAGACAUAGUGCUGUACUGGGCAGAAUGGAUCAUAGGUUUAAGCUGUGCCAUCGUUCAUGUAGCAGUAACUUUUGCUGUUCAAGUGCCAGACUGUGAUGUUGGCAACAUUGGUCCUGGUGGUCCUUUAUAUUAUAAUGGCUCCCACGCUAAUUGUACAGGAGGAGUUGCUGGGUACAUAGACCGCUGGAUUCUUGGCAGGGACAGGAUAUAUCAAUCCCCUUCCUUUAGGUUUGUUUAUAGCACCACUUUACCUUAUGAUCCGGAGGGAAUAUUGGGAACACUCACCUCAAUAUUUAUAUGCUUCCUGGGGUUGCACGCUGGAAAAAUUAUGAUAACAUACAGAAAAAAUAGUUCAAAGAUAUUCAGAUUAAUGCUGUUUGCAGUAUUAACUGGAGGUCUUGCACUAUUGCUGACCAAGUGUUCACAGAAUAAAGGAUGGGUUCCAAUUAACAAAAAUUUAUGGUCGCUCAGUUUCGUAUUGGCCACUGGUUCUAUGGCGUAUUUGCUGCUGAUUGUGUGCUAUCUGCUCAUAGAUGUGAAACAAUUCUGGUCAGGUGCUCCUUUCAUAUAUCCAGGGAAGAACUCCAUCCUUGUCUAUGUGUGUCAUGAAAUGUUUUCCAAUUGUUUUCCCGUGCAGUUCAAGGUCCCAAGCACUCAUGGUGCUCUGUUGGCUGUUCACCUUUGGGGUGCUGCUUUUUGGGUCUUGGUUUCUUAUUACCUGUAUGUCAAAAAAUUCUUCCUUGCACUAUAAGGUUUUAAUGACUUAGAAAAAUGAAGGGAUAUGGAAAAAAAGGUGCUAUUUCAUGAGGGUUAUGCAUUUUGAGCUUAUUGUGUACAACACUACUGAGAGCAAAUUCAGUUGCAAUUUGUACAGAUUUAUCUAGAACAAAUGUAAAAUUAAGAAUUGUUUAUACAGUAUUAUUUAUUAUUUGCCAUAAUCUUUUGAUAGUUUAUGAUAAUAUGCAUGUCUUGCACUUUCUUUGUAUAUGUUUGUUAUAUAAAAGCAUCCUGUUGUAUAUGUUGAACUUUUAUAUAUGAUGUUUAGAAAUAAUGAGCUUUACAUAAGCUUGUUUAUAACUUGUGUGCUUUCAAACUGAAGUGGACCAAAUUUUGUACCAAAAGAAAUUUAAGUUGAUAACUUGACCCACAGAUUAUUUUAUACUAUGAAAUCCAUUGAUCUUGACACUUUGGGUAAGUCUUAACUGCCCAUACAACUGUGGGCAGACUUUAAAGAAUUUUUGUUAUGUUUGUUUGUACAUGUAUUAAACAUUUCAUGGUAUAUACUGGUAGAUGUUUGUAAAGAUUCAAUGAAAUGUGACAUGUUGGCUAGGAAAUUUUUUUUUAAUUUAUGACCUCCACCCCUAACUGUAAUGUCAGUAAAUAUAACAUGUAACCUUGAUAUCUUGUUUUUUUACUAGCUAGGGGGUAAGUGAUACCUUCUGUAGUUGUUCUAGUAAAUAAUGAAUUUGUGUUUAAUAAAUGGAAAUCUCACUAUUGUCUAAUUAGGUGUGUUAAUGUGAAAAGUAAAUUUGGUCUUUUAUACAAAUUGCUGAUUAGAACUUAAGAAAAAUAACAUCACACAUUUAUGCAAGUAUAUAUUUAUAUAUUUUUUUAUAUUGUUCAUUAAGUCUUUCUAUGAACUGUGUUAUCUGUUUUGAUCCAUUGAUCACUGAUACAUAUUAUGCGUGAAGAUAAAUACAUUUAAUGAAAGUAGCAAGAUUAGUCCUCAGGGAGAAAAACUUGACCACUGUUACAUUUGAGUAAAUUUUUAUUGAAAUGUUAUCUUUGGCCAGGGUUUUUUCCUCGGUGAUAACGUUUAAAGCAUGAAUGCAACAGUGAAAUAAGGGAAACAUUUUUGUUUACAUUUUUGUAAGGUUUGAUAUUACUUUCAUUUGUCUUCUCCUUUGUUGUUAUUUAAAGUCAUACUAGUCAUUGUAUGUUUAUAAUUGCUCUAAGGAGAAAUAUGUAAUUGUGACAGCUAAUGGAUGGAUCAUUUAGUCAUUUUAUUAGUUAUAUUGUAAAUAUGCCUCCACAAUAUUGGAAUUGUUGCUAAGAAUCAUUGCCCACUAAUGUUCUGUUAAAGUACUACAAAAUAAGAACAGUUGUUUAAAGAGUGUACUGGUAUGAAUGAAUAAAUGGGUGAGUCAAUUAAUAAAUGAAUGAAUUUGAUGUGUCAUCUUGUUCUAGUAUAUAUUAAUGACAACUGUUUGAAAGAAGAAAAAGAUACUUAAUCUUUGUAUUUGGGUAAAAUUCAUCAUUUGUAAUAAAUACUAGUAAAUUUUGUGUAGAGCAAUUUUUUUUUCAACCAGUAUAUUGAACAGUUAAAAGACCCUACUUAAUAUAUGCCCCAUACAUUGUAGUACUUGUAGAUAUGUACAUGUAACAAGUAAUACAUUGUUUAUUGGCCUAUUUGUUAAAGCUUAC